This is a messenger RNA of Brugia malayi, 162 nucleotides long. RefSeq lists its product as uncharacterized. NCBI's taxonomy places the organism in Eukaryota, Metazoa, Nematoda, Chromadorea, Rhabditida, Onchocercidae. The record is from RefSeq and is a predicted model, not a curated record. The transcript is spliced from 2 exons. Bases 1 to 162 code for a protein of 53 amino acids.
AUGUGUGGUUUAAUAUUGGAUGGUUUGAUCUGCAGAGAUUUCAGAACUGUGUCGUGGUUCAAGGCUAUGUCAAUGACCGUGAUUGUUUGGACUUCGCUGAGUGAGUCUAAUUGGUCGAGAAACAUCACUGUAGUUGGACGAUAUCUGAUCACUAGUUGCUAG